AUGGUAUCCAGCGACACGCCUGCUACUGCUACUGCUCCUACGACCACAUCCAUGGAUCUGCAGGGUGAUAGUAGCCCACGAGCUGUCACGAUCCAUGUGCUGAGUCCCUCUUUGCCUCCACCAAGUCGUGUGACCCUACGAGAUGUGCCACUUGAGACUACAGUCGCGCAAUUGCGCACACGGAUCAGCCUGUCUCUUCCUCACCAACCAGAACCUGCAACUCAGAGGUUGAUCUACCUUGGAAGAGUGCUUGUGAAUGACAGUUCAACGCUUUCUGAAACCUUUGGACCGGUCGAGCAAUCUGAGCACUCAAUCCAUCUGGUAUUGCCACCUUCUGCAUCACCAGCUUCUCAGCAUGCCUCUGGGUCUGCAGCCCUUCCUAGCAGCAAUGCAGUCGGGUCACUUCUUGCAUCUCACAUGGCGGCUAUCAACCAUGCUAUGCACCAGGCCGCUGGUAAUGGUCACCCGCAGGUGCAGCAUGUUGCUACUCAUGCACAGCCCUUUUCAGCAGCCCAAGUAAGGCUAGGCCCCUCAAGUGCCCUGAACGGCGUUGCUUCUGGACAUGCAAGUGAUGAGUUCAGCAUCUUGGAGAGAGAACUUGAAAAGGCAGAGAACGAGGUAGAUCAUAACUUGAUACCCUCGCAUGAGAACCUGUAUCACCUACGAAGGAGAAUUGAGCAACAACAGCAUCAGCUAGGGCUACCACAGAUGCAUCCUGAUAGUGUCAGCGCCUCUCACGAUUUCGGGGCGCUAUUACAGCGUGUUGAAGCUCUUUACCGGCGAAUUGACGGCUUGCCCUCGAAUCAGAGUGGGCGCCUAGGACAACCACUUCAUAAUUUGCACUCUAAUCAGCAAGUCUAUCUUACCACCGCCGCAGAUGGUCGUCAGUGCUUGAUUAUCCCGCCUUCUGCUUCUUCUUCAUCAUCAUCAUCUUUCUCCAGCCCAGCCCCUUUGCUCCGGCCCAACCUCCCCUUGAACGUCAUAUCCUCAACAUUUGCGAACUCUAUACGUCCGCCAUCAGAGACUCUUCACCAUGAUCAUGCCGAUGCCCAUGACCGAUUCGCAGGGAAUCCCGCACCCAAUCGAGCUGAUAACGGACAUGCCCGCGGCCCAAACCCAGCUAUCAUUUUACAAAACGCUCUCAACCAGCGUGCCGCCAAUCUGCAGCCUCACCGCAGGCCUCAGAACAUUCUCGCAGCGAGCUUCGUGACCCGGAUCUGGCUUUUUGUCCGACUUUACUUCUUCAUCUACAUGACCACCAACUCUGGCUCCUGGGCCCGUAUUUUUAUGGUCACCGGAGCCGUCCUGGUAGCUUUGUUUUCGGAGAGUACCAUUCCAGAACGUUUACAUAAUGCUCUUGUUGUCCCUGUUCAGCAGCAUCUCGAGAGACUCACGCAUAUGGGUGGACCGGCAGAUCUAGCCAGACCUGCUGCGGGUGCGGGUGCAGGUCCGGCAGCGGGAGGGAAUGCUCGCAAUGAUGGACCUGGAGAGCUGUGGGCUAGUAUCCGUCGCAUUGAGCGUGCUGUUGUCCUGCUUCUCGCAAGUUUAAUCCCGGGUAUUGGCGAGAGACAGGUUGAAGCGCGGAAUGCAGCUGAGGCGGAGGCUGAGCGACAGCGGCAGGAGGAGCAACAGCAGCAGCAGCAGCGGUUACUUGAACAAGAGAGAGAGCAGCAAGACCAGCAGCAGGGGCAGCAACCGCAAGAGGAGAAUGCAGCGCAAGCCGAAACUCAAGAUGCGCCUCAAUCCAUAGGCGCGGCUCACGAGGUGGCCAGCGCUGAUACAACCAACACGGCUGGCCCUUCGGAGCAUCUGCAGUCCGAGGAGCCCACCACCGCCGCCUGA
Molecule: messenger RNA, 1842 nt
Organism: Penicillium oxalicum
Lineage: Eukaryota; Fungi; Ascomycota; Eurotiomycetes; Eurotiales; Aspergillaceae
Exons: 2
Coding region: 1-1842 (613 amino acids)
Biological process (GO): endoplasmic reticulum unfolded protein response
Molecular function (GO): protein binding
Source: RefSeq, a predicted model, not a curated record